GAGAGAGAGAGAAUACAUUCAAAGCAUUUUCCACUGAUAAGGCUUUUUCCUUUUAUCUGUCACCGUUAUGCGCCGUCACCAGCUGAAGACAAGGCGGCGGUAAUGCUGGAGUAACGCGGGAUGCUGUGGAGUGAAAGCAUCGUGGGAGGAAGGCUCAGAGUGAACCAGCGGGUGGUGAAACACGAAUGGCUUCUCCGGUGCUGCUUCCCGCAGAUGAGAGAGGCAAACAGCCCGAUCUUCCCGACGUCCUUGACCGGGUUUCCAGCACGUUGCACGUCCGCAAGACGGGCGGAUCAACAGGAGGAGCGCUCCCGGGGGAGGGUGGCUGUAACCCGGCCCGCAGCGGCCAUGGCCGGUGUCAUUCAGCACCAAGGACGGCGCCGCGCAGGGGAGGCGCAGAGGUUAAACUCGCUCACCUCGGCGAGGAGAAAGUCCAGAUUUGUUGCGACGAUGAAUUAGAGACAUCUUUCACCUAUAUUGACGAGAAUGUUAACCUGCAAGUGGCCAGCCCGGACACGAGUUGUAAAAGUACUCACAGACCCGUUCGCAACGGCGAGCCUUGCUCUGAGAUAUUGCCGGAGCUUUCCUUCAUGUCCGAGGACGAUCUCUCCUUUGGGGAGGGCCCCGGGACCUCCAUAGACUACGGCUUUAUCAGUGCAGUCACGUUCUUGGUGACCGGGAUCUCCUUGGUGAUCAUCUCCUACGCUGUGCCACGGGACGUGGAGGUGGACAGUGACAGCGUGUCGGCGAGGGAGAUGGAGAAGCUGGAGAUGGAGAGCGCCCGGAUAGGUGCCCACCUGGACCGGUGCGUCAUAGCGGGACUGUGCCUGCUCACGCUGGGCGGCGUGGUGCUCUCCACGCUGCUGAUGAUCUCCAUGUGGAAGGGGGAGAUGUACAGGAGGAAGGUCGUCGCUUAUUCCAAGCGUUCAGCCAAACUGUACGGCUCUAUCAGCCUGAAAACGAGAUCCAGUCCCAGCCACUCCUCUGCGCACUUGUCCCUGGAGGAGGAAAUGGAGGAGACUUUGGCUUAAAAUGCUGCUCUGUGUAUAAACCUUUUGUGUAUAACAGGAAUUAAUGCCAUUCACACACAUCAUAUAACAUAGUGUAGCCUGAAACUGUAUUCAUACAUUCAUACAAGUGUAUUGUGCUGUAGAAAUAACUCAUUGUAUAUCCACUUGGCACACAGGAAGGACAAGAAAAGCACUCAAAUGCAAAGUGAGGAAAUGCUAGAAAAAAAACAUUAUGUUGUAACACAUUGUGCCCAAAUGAUUUAAAAUGGCAUAAAAGUGACAAGGGAGAAUGUUAAGAGCUUUGUGUCACAAACACUGGAUCGCUUUUUUUUGUUUUUCUGUUUUGUACCCAGGAUGUAAUCUCUGAGAGCCUCCAUUUAUUAUUGAGGCUAUUCAUAUUUAAUGUGAAUGUCUCCAACAGACACAUUUCAGGAAGCUAAGGGAAGUGUGUGUCCGCAGGGCAGGAGAGUGGGAGUAAGGAAGGGAUGUAAAACGGCCCCUGUCCACCGUGAUGUGGGAGAUUCGGCUCAGUGGUCCACAUGGUAAUAUCUAGUGACAUUCGCUCUGGUGCAGUGCUGAGGUAAGCCAGUAAGGCCCGGCUUUGUGCGUCCGAGCCAAAGCUCCGCGUCGCCUUGAUUGUAGUGAGACAUUUGACUGCGUUCGACAGCGCUGACACACAACAUGUUUGCCCUGCUCUGCACUGGCUUGAUCCUCUCUGCUCUUCUUCUUCUCCUUCCUUCCUUCUUUCACCUUCUCUCUCCCACAUGAGACUUUUCUUUCUCCAUGCAGCUUUUCAGUGCUCUCCUCUCCUUGACCUAUGCACACUGUACAUUCACACCAGAGGAGUGUGGAAAGGGUCCUGGACGACCACAGCCAAGUGCCUGUAACAUUUCCAAGGUUGAUGAGCCUUCCCUCACCUUUCCUCCUCUCAUUCUGUCAUUCUCUCUGCACGAGGACGGACUUAAGAGCGCCUAAUCGCAUAUGAAAGAGUUGCCCUACUUCCAAAACCUUAAGCCUUCACUCAAAGAGCUAAUCACAUAUCCAAAGUGAGGUAUUGUUCAUUUUUAAAAAGGUUAUAUUUGAUGUUAUCAUGGCGAUAUGCUGUCUAAAAUAUUGCUGAUGACGCAAAAAAAAAAAAAAAAAAGCUGAGGCAAAGAGGUUCACCGCGUGCAGACUUGAUGAAGAUGUUCAGGCAAGUCAGAAAGCAACUUCCUUUUCUGGUGGGGGAAGAUUUUAUUUUUUGUCUUUGCUAAGUGCUUUCUCUCUGGAGGUUAUUACAUUGUUGCUGUCUGAAGAGACCUGCAGAAAAAGAAUAAAGAAAGCAAUUCUCUUGAAGAAAUUUUGUGCGUGUAUGCUACCCCGUGAGUCUCAUGAAUCAUGCAUGAAGCACUAGAAUUAAUUCAUAUUUGCAUAUAUUUAUAUACACAGCCCAACGUAUUCUGCAGUGUCACUGUUACCUUGGUUUCCUCUCCUUUCAUUUCUCGGCCUGUGUGACCCUAUUUCGACGCCCGCAUUCAAAACGACAUGAGUCAGCCUCUAUUAAUGAGACACGUAGGCAGAGACCGAGGCCAUGCCGGUUGUAAGUGCCAGUCAGUGCACAGACAUGCGGAUGAACCGAUGUGUUUCAAGUGAAAAGAAUGGACGGCUGGAGUCUAACGAGGUAUUAUCGUUAAAAAAAAUAAAAAUAAAACAUUUGUUGCAAGAAUGAACUAAUGCAAGUUUGAGUUGCUGCAGCUUUCCAUCCUCCGAGUCUGUGACCACAGAGCCGACGAGUGCGUGCGCAUCCCUGAAAAAACAGCAAUAACGUCCUGAAAUGGCAAUCAAAUGCCAAAUGAACCGAUUUCCAGGAGAGGUAAUAAAAAUUAAUGAUGCAUAUGAGGCAAUGUUGUCCUGUUCUCUUUGCAGAAGCUGUAAAUCCACAACCAGCAUCGCAGAUGUUAAAGUGAUAUUUCAUUUAGCGAGCUGGCCCUGGUGUCGCUGACCGUGGAAACGAGGUGCGGCGCCGGACACUCCUUUUCUCACCGCUUCCUUUUUUUCUUUCCCUUCUCGCCAAUGUAUUCAUGUCAAAUUAAACUUGCUCGACACGUAAAAGGCAGCCAACAGCAAUGCUACAACGCCCAAAAAGAAAAAAAAUCUGUAUGAUAAUAUUGAGCAAUUAAUUCAAACUGCAGCAAUACUACGACUACAUUGCAGAUGCAGUGCAUCGGUGCUUUCCAUAUGGUGCCAGGGUCAUGUUCAGGGGUGCAUCAUCUGUGAGAGUGUCACUCCUGUACCACACAGAGGAUCAUAAAGGCCUGAGGGGAGACUUCAAACUGACUCAUCUGCAGCAUGUAAAGCGCUCAACCUAUA
Molecule: messenger RNA, 3359 nt
Organism: Anarrhichthys ocellatus (wolf-eel)
Lineage: Eukaryota; Metazoa; Chordata; Actinopteri; Perciformes; Anarhichadidae
Gene: tmem74
Product: transmembrane protein 74
Exons: 2
Coding region: 186-1031 (281 amino acids)
Source: RefSeq, a predicted model, not a curated record